Molecule: messenger RNA, 3492 nt
Organism: Meira miltonrushii
Lineage: Eukaryota; Fungi; Basidiomycota; Exobasidiomycetes; Exobasidiales; Brachybasidiaceae
Product: CBF-domain-containing protein
Exons: 1
Coding region: 24-3428 (1134 amino acids)
Cellular component (GO): nucleus
Source: RefSeq, a predicted model, not a curated record
ACAGUUUGCCUGACCAUAACACUAUGGCAAGGGAUUUCAGACCAAAAGCAGCAAGGCAAGCAGCAGCUGCUACUGCAAAGAAAGGUGGUGCAAAGCAGAUUGAAGGAAAGGCAACUGCACCAGCUCAGGCUCGGGAGAAAGAAGAUGUCCAAGAAGGAUCUUCAUCAGAGGAGGAGGAAGGUGAAGACGAAAAUGACGAGGAAGAAGACAAAGAGACUUUACUCAGAGAGAUAAGAGCGCUCGGUGGAGACGAAAAAGAUCUCGAAUUGAUCAAUAGCGUCAAAGGAAAAGGUAGAGAGACUGAUGAGGACGGCGAAAUGGAUCCCGCUCUACAGAAAGAGCUUUUGUCAUUCAUGCAAGCUUUGGAUUAUAAAGGCGCAGGAGUAGUCGCUCCUUCUUUCGAUUCGGUGAAGUCGAAUGGUAAAAAGGAGUCUACCAAAGAUGAAGCAGCAGAUGACAGAAAACAGAAAGAAGAGAAUAAGAGAAAAGAAAGAGAGGAAAAGCGAAAGCAGAAAGAACGCAAAGCCGAAGAAAAGAAACGCCAAGAGAACAAUCCAAAGCAGAACACCAAGGCUGCAGUCGAUCAGCCGAUCAAACCCAGUGUUGCAGAAGUGGAAUCGAACGAAGUCAAGUCACAGAAACAAAAGGCUGGAUUUGUGAUGAUACCGACUCCACAAUGGAGCGAGGUAGAAAUGCCUGAAUUACCUGCAUCAUCUUCCUCUACCAGUCGACCUCUUUCUCAAGAUUCGAUUCAUCGUCUUCAGGGUAUUGCUGAAGAGCUUUUGCACAACGAACGUAACACAUAUGUGCAAUUGACCAAUAGUGGGAAAACAGGCAGUGGUGGACCAGGUCUUUUGAGUACAUCUGAUGCUCGUUUCAUCAAUGAGCUUUUGGCACCUGGAGCACGCGGUGGUACAUUGUCAGAUCGAAUUGCCGCUCUCACCUUGCUCCUUCAAACGAGCCCCCUUCAUAACGUUGAUGCAAUGGAAACUUUACUCGCGAUGGCAGGCAAGAAAGGUAGAGAAGAAAGCGGAAAAGCAACUCGUGCAUUGUCAGAUUGGUUGGCAAGCGGAGUGGGAUUACCAGAGAGAAAACUUCGAUACUUCCGCGAUCAGCCUCAAUUGGCACUGAUGGCUGAUCUACAGAACGAUAGUUCUCUUCGAGGAAAAGCAAAGCAUCCGCUAGAUAUGCACCUAGUAUUCGCAGCUUAUGAAGAUAAGCUAAAGCGAUUCAACUUUGAAUUCCUAAAAUUGUUGGAAACGCAAAGUCAUGACACUUUGCCAUUCGUUCGCAAACAAGCAGUGACACACAUUUACGUUUUACUGAAAGAGAAGCCGGAACAAGAACAAAAUCUGUUGAGAUUGCUCGUAAACAAGUUGGGUGAUGCCGAUCGUUCUGUCGCAAGCAAAGCCAGCAGUCAUCUUUUGAACCUUUUGAGCUCACAUCCUGCUAUGAAAUCAGUAGUGACGAAUGAAGUGAGCAAUUUGGUCAUGCAUGCACCCAGUGGAUCUCGUAUGCAAAAGGGCAAAAGUGCAGGUCCAAAUGCACACGCACAAUAUUUCGGUGUUUUGACAUUGAAUCAAACCAUGCUUUCGGCUGAGGACGAAAAGGUCGCCAAUCGAUUGGUUCAAUUGUACUUUGAGCUAUUCGAAGGUCUUUUGCAAGGAAUGGCUCAUAAAGCUGGCGGGAAAGAGGAACCUGACAGCACUGAACCAAAAGAGAAGCGGGACAAAGGGAGAUGGAGAGAUGGCAAGAAAGGAGGUAAUAAAGGUGGCAUGCAAAAAAGUCAAAAGAAGCAAAGGGAAGAAGAAGAAGAGGCAAUUCAAGAUGCUGAUGCAAAGAUUAUCGCUGCCAUUUUGGCCGGUGUACGACGUGCUCUACCGUUUGCAAAGAUUGAUGGUGGCAUUGUUGACAAGCACAUGGAUAUGCUCUUCCGUAUUACUCAUUGCUCGACAUUUAAUAUCUCUAUUCAAGCAUUGCAACUUAUUCAACAAGUUUGUCUGACCGGACACGGUAAAGCAUCAAUGGACAGCCUCGCUUCUACGAAACUACAAGAUCGCUUCUAUCGUGCGUUAUACGCAUCUCUGCUCGAUCCACGCUUGGCCAAGACGAGCAAACAGGCCAUGUACUUGAACCUUGUUUUCAAGGCGGUGAAGUUUGACUUGGACGAUGCAAGGACAAAAGCGUUUGUUAAGCGUCUUACGCAAUUGCUCAACAGUUCUGAGCCUCCAUUCAUCUGUGGUUCCCUGUACCUUCUCGGACAGCUGUUUAUCGCCAAGCCAGGUCUCCGAACGAUGCUGAAAGAUGCGGAAGAAGAUGGCGAAGAACAUUUUGUUGAUGUGGAAGAUGAAGCAGACAAUCAAGAAGAUGAUCCUGAUAAGAGCAAGAUGUCAACUUCAUCAAAAUCGCAAGCUCGUGUCGAUUCUUCGUACGAUGGCUUGAAGCGUGAUCCCAAGUAUGCCCGUGCAAAUGCAUCUUGCUUGUGGGAGCUCGUGCCUCUUUUAUCACAUUUCCAUCCUUCGGUUUCUCUAUGUGCUGCUCAAUUACUCACGUCUCAACGAAUUCACACAACGGCAGAUUUGACAUUACACACACUGGCCCAUUUCUUGGACAGGUUUGUUUAUCGUAAUCCAAAGAAGAAUGUUGCUAUCAGCAAAGGUGCAAGUUUGAUGCAACCUGCUCUCCAUGCAAAUGGUAUUGAUGCCGGUGUGAUGCGUCUGCGUGGUCAAGGUAUUCAAAAGGAUGAAUUCGUGAACGAUGAAGCUUUCUGGCGUAAGCAAGCCAAAGACGUACCUGCCGAUCAAUUGUUCUUCCACAAGUACUUUAAUCUGCGUCGUGGUCCAACCAAAGACGAGGAAGCAAAGAAGGACAUCUCUGACGCUGAAGACAUGGAAAGCGAAGAUGAUAUCGAAGGAGACGAGGAUGUGUCAAAUCUAUCUGAUGAAGAAGACUCAGAGAUGGAGAAGGAAAUUUGGAAGGAAAUGCGCAGAACCAUCCCUCGCGAAGGAGGCGAUGAUAUGUUGGACGAAAGCGAUGUGGACGAAGAUGACGAUGACGCUGAUCUUGAAGCUGCUUUACGUGAUGCACAAUCUUCCGAUGAUGAAGAGCUUCAAGGCUUGGAUGAUGAUGAGGAUGAGGAUCUAGAAGACUCUGAUGAAGAAGAUCUUGAAGGUGAUUUUGAUGAAGAUGAAGACGAUUUGUUGCCAUUCCAAUUCGGCUCAGAUGAUGAAGAAAGUGAUGUCGAUGCAAGUGCCCCUUCAACAAAAGAUCGCAAGCGCAAAGCAGAUGAUGCUGAGGAAGAGGAAACAGAUAAGCCCAAGAGCAAAUCGCAACUGCAACGUGCCGAACGUAAGAAACGCAAAGCAAUGCCAACGUUCGCGACCGCAGACGAUUAUGCUCACCUUCUGGGUGGCAGUGACGAUGAGUAAAUACAUAGCUCUAGAUAUCAUUAAUGUACUGUAUCGAAUGCAAUAGUAACACACACAUUCUCUC